Molecule: messenger RNA, 3433 nt
Organism: Lacerta agilis (Sand lizard)
Lineage: Eukaryota; Metazoa; Chordata; Lepidosauria; Squamata; Lacertidae
Gene: RHOT2
Product: ras homolog family member T2
Exons: 19
Coding region: 91-1947 (618 amino acids)
Biological process (GO): small GTPase-mediated signal transduction; mitochondrion transport along microtubule; regulation of mitochondrion organization
Cellular component (GO): mitochondrial outer membrane
Molecular function (GO): GTPase activity; calcium ion binding; GTP binding
Source: RefSeq, a predicted model, not a curated record
GAGGAGGCGGGCUGGGAAGCCGCUGCUGUCCUGUGGGUGGGGCGCUGUCAGGAGGCGGGGAGCGUCGUGGUGGCUCCUGAAGCGACGGCGAUGAGGCGGGAUGUGCGCAUCCUCCUGCUGGGGGAGGCCCAGGUGGGGAAGACCUCCUUGAUCAUGGCCCUGGUAGGCGAGGAGUUCCCUGAAGAGGUGCCGUCUCGUGCGGAAGAGAUCACAAUUCCGGCGGAUGUCACGCCUGAGAAAGUCCCCACCCACAUUGUGGACUACUCAGAAUCGGAGCAGACGGACGAGGAGCUCCAAGAGGAGAUUGCCAAGGCGAAUGUGGUCUGCAUGGUGUACGAUGUCACGGAGGAAUCCACCAUUGACAAGAUUCGAACAAAAUGGAUCCCAAUGGUGAAUGGUGGAGCUGAAAAAUGUUCCAGGAUCCCCAUCAUCCUUGUAGGAAACAAGUCCGACUUGCAGACUGGGAGCUCCAUGGAAACCAUCUUGCCCAUCAUGAACCAGUUCUCGGAAAUUGAGACCUGCGUGGAGUGUUCUGCAAAGAACCUGAAGAACAUCUCUGAGCUGUUCUAUUACGCCCAGAAGGCUGUUCUGCACCCAACAGCCCCUCUCUACGACCCAGAGGAGAAGCAGCUGAGGCCAGCAUGCGCACGGGCCCUCACUCGGAUCUUCAAUAUGUCUGACCAGGAUAACAACCAGAUCCUAAGCGAUGAGGAGCUGAACUAUUUCCAGAAGUCCUGCUUCGGAAAUCCUUUGGCACCCCAGGCUCUGGAAGAUGUGAAAAUGGUGGUCUGGAAAAACACAACAGACGGAGUCCAGGACAACGGACUGACCCUCAAUGGCUUCCUUUUCCUCAAUACGCUCUUCAUCCAAAGGGGGCGUCAUGAGACCACGUGGACCAUCCUGCGUCGCUUUGGCUAUGAUGAUGCCCUGGAGCUGACAGACGACUAUCUCUGCCCGCCAAUCCGGGUGCCUCAUGACAGCUCCACGGAGCUGAACCACUUUGGUUACCAGUUCCUGCAGAAGAUGUUUGAGAAGCAUGACAAGGACGGUGAUGGAGCCCUCUCUCCCGCCGAGCUGCAGAGCUUCUUUAGUGUAUUCCCCUACAUGCCCUGGGGGCCUGAGCUCUACCACACGGUAUGCACCACUGAUAAAGGCCUGCUUUCCCUGCAUGGAUUCCUCUGCCAGUGGACGCUGGUUGCCUACAUGGAUGUCCAUCGCUGCCUGGAGCACCUGGCUUACCUUGGCUACCCCAUCUUCUCUGAGCAGGACUCUCAGAUCCACGCCAUCACAGUUACACGGGAAAAAAAGAUUGACUUGGAGAAGGGCCAGACACAUCGGAAUGUUUUCCUGUGCAAAGUGAUUGGAUCCCGAGGUGCUGGCAAGUCUGCAUUCCUGCAAGCCUUCCUUGGGAAAAACUUGGCCGCCCAAAGGGAAUCCGAGGGGAAGGAGUCCUUCUAUUCAAUUAACACAGUGCAUGUCAAUGGGCAGGAAAAGCAUCUGAUACUGCAUGAGAUUAAUGUGGAGACGGAGUUUGCGAAGGCGUCUGAUGCAGCUUGCGACGUUGCUUGCUUAUUGUACGACGUGACAGACCACAAGUCUUUCAACUAUUGUGCCAGCAUUUAUAAGCAGCACUACAUGGACGGGCAGAUCCCUUGCCUCUUCGUGGCCUCCAAGGCAGACCUGCCAGAGACGUCGCCACAGCAUGGCCUCUCGCCGGCCGAGUUCUGCUACAAGCAUCGCCUGCCGCCCCCAUUUUACUUCACCUGCAGUGGGCAGGGCCCACCCAGCCUCGCCGCCUUCGCCAAACUGGCCACGGCUGCCACCUUCCCGCACUUGAACGACAUCAACCUGGGCGCCGCCUCCUUCUGGAUCCGGGUAGCUUUGGGAGCUACGGUCGCCGCCGUUGUGGGAGUCACACUCUACAAGGUGAUGGCGAAGAAUAAGUGAAAUAAGAGGAGAAGCGGAGCCUUCUCCUUCUUCUGCUCCUCCUCCUCCUCCUCCUCUGACAUUUCUCCACUCGAAGGUAGAACACCAGCUUCAUUUGCACACCCAGGAAGAAAUGGAGGCCAGGGGAAGAAGACAGCACACACACACACACACACACCCCGCCGAAGACUGGAUUCCCCCUCCUCCUCCCUGACUCUCCCUGCGGGGCAAGGUGGUGUCGGAGGAAGAGGACCAUUGCACCAGCAAAAGCAGAAAUAGUCCUAGAGUCAUCCAGCUGGCAUGGGCAGGACUCACCUUCUCAUUCCACCCAUUUCCUCCCAUCCCCAAAAAGUACAUUUCCCACACUCAGGGAGUGCUGACGCUGUCCCCCGCUCCCCGCUUUCCUUCCAGCUAUAGCUUUAGGAAAUCCACUCUGCUGCUUGACAUAUCUCAAGGCUCCCCUUAACUUUUUACCGCAUCUGAUUGUCUUGCAGCUAAAUGGCUUUUAAAAAAACAAAACGUUCCUUUGGGUGGGGGGAAGCUCAAGGCAGCACCUCAGGAAAGCUGUCUGCGCCGUUGCGUCCCUGGUUCCUCUCCAGCAGCAGGAGGACUGUCCGGCCAACCUCUUCUUCAGCGUCUUGUUUCUGCAGCAAUGGCUUUUCGGUACGCUAUUUCCAUCCCAGGAGAGCUCAAGGGCUUCUGGGACAUUUAAUUCUUCUUGGAGCACCAUUUGCAUCAGGGAGCUUCACACACAGGCCUCUGUUGGGACGUAACUGACAAGAAGCAGGCAGCAAAAGAAGGCCACCAAGGCUGCAGGUGGUAGCUUAAAAGAUGGAGUCUUAAGUCUGAUCCCUGGCAUGCUGCUCUCAGGCACUCAUGUUAUCCUCUCUCAUCUUUGCGCCGUGUCCUGCAUUUUGAGUGGUUAUACUGGGUCUCUUGCUAUGGGCAACCUGGAAGUCCACCUCUCCCCAGGGCCCCGGUUGUCCAGGGUAGGCCAAGGUAACUCCUCUGGGCCACACUGUGAGGAAGAUACUCCUCCCCCCAAAAGCCUACUGAGGGACCCAAAGGCGGUUUAGGAAGCCCCCUUACUCUCUGCCUCUGUGUGUCUGGUUGACUGUCCUCCUCAGUAGUCCCAAUUUCUGUUUUAGACCCCAAGAGAUUAGGAAGGAAGAGGUAGCUGUGGCAGUGGUGUUGGAGGAUGGGGAAAUGGCAGUACCUCCCAGAGUGUGUUUGGGUCAAUAGCAGGGCACACAUCAUUUAACAGGCCAAGCUUUCCCCACCAUUCCUCACCCCAUCAGGAAGAGUGUCACCAGGGCAGUUUUUGUGUGUCACACUGCUUUGUUUUGAAGGUGCCAGGACAGAUAAAGAGGUCUCUCUUUCCAGUAGGGUUUGCUCUUGCAGUGGCAGGGCUCCCUCUCUCAAGCCCUACUUUUUAAAACUUACCCUUUGUUUUAAAAUAGUUGUGUAAAUAUGUACAUGGUAAACGGAGCAUAUUUCUACGUCCCUA